Elaeis guineensis (African oil palm) is the source of this 4632-nucleotide messenger RNA. NCBI's taxonomy places the organism in Eukaryota, Viridiplantae, Streptophyta, Magnoliopsida, Arecales, Arecaceae. The record is from RefSeq and is a predicted model, not a curated record.
CGGUGGGAAAACCUACUUUGUAUCGAUGUAAAUCUGCUCCGAUUCGCCCCUUACCUCCUCUAUCUCACCCUCCUCCUAUCCCUCUUUCUUUCGGCUGUCGUCAGAGAGAAGGCAAACCCUGAUCCGAUCUCCGGCGAAGCGGUCGGGACCCGAGGCUUCUGAAGAGGAGGAUAAGAAGACGCCAGAGAUUGGCGCCGCAAGCUUAUCGCUCCACAGCUCGCACUCUUAAAAACCUAGCGUCGAGGAGAUCUACUCCACGUGUACACUCGAGUCCUGUUGGCGCUUGGUUUUUGGAAGCAAGCAUUAUUUUUUUUUGGUAAUUAUGGCUACGGUUGCUAAGCUAGAGAAUGCUUUGAAGCCUAUUGAGGGUCAAUUCUUCUUGUUUGUCUCUCUUCAUUUUUGGAUUGGGUGGAUUUGAUAGGGUGCCAGAAAUGCAGAGAUCGUUGCGUUUUUUUAAGGAAGGAAGUUUUUCUAGCUAGCAUUGAUCUAAAGAAACACCCGAACUGUAUAUGUCUGCAAGCAAAUUACUGCAGAACUCUGGAAAGGGAGCACCGAAGGGAAACCAGUACGUGUACAAAUUAACCCAGUGGUCCCCAAGAGAAGGCUACUCUUGAUAAAAUGGCCUCGAUGUGUUAAACUUAAUUUGAAAUGAAUUUCAUGUUGAUUUUCAAGAAGCUGGACUAUUGUGGCUGUGGGAUCCUAUGGGGUUGCUGUAAUCAGGAUUGUAAUAAAGUUGACUAGUCUUCUCCUGUAGAAUGAAUUGGCUUUGGAUAAUAUCAAUGCAAUUCUCCUGCUCAAGGUUCUGUGAUUCUGUUAUCUUUAGUUCAAAGAAAUGAUAGACAUUGCAAAACAUGCUGGAAUUGUUGCAAAUAUUUUUGAAGGAGGAAAUCAGGUGCAGGCCAGCUGCUAAUUCGAGUUCCUUGAACUAAUGAGCUGUGGCCCAAGUGAUGAAGCUCAGAAGUCAGAAUUCUUUCUCUAUUUUGGCUUUUUAGGUGUCUUUUGUGAAUGCUUGCCUCAGACAGUUCUGACUUCUGCUUUUUUAAAAGAUGUAUCUCCAAAGAUCUGAUAAAUUUUUGAGGAAACAAAGGCUUCCAUCUUAGUAGGUUCCCUAAGAAAAAGUACGUGGUUGCAAACACUGCUUAUAAGGAGAAUAAAAAUGGCCGAGAAUGUCAGGAAACGGAUAUCUAAAUGGGAUGUAGUGCCUGAACCACAUGCACCAUUCAUAAGUAGACAAGACAGUUCGCUACCUUUAAUAGCAGAUGAUCCUCGCAAGGAAAAAGCACGGUCAGAUUGGAAUUCUUCAAAUGUUGAUGGUGAACAAUUUUCUAGGUUGGCCGAAACAAAAGCUGAAGAUUUCGUGCAUAAAGAUAAUUCCGAAGCAGAAAAAAAAUUCACAAGAUGGUCUGAACAAGCAAAUGACAAGACUAAACUAUCUGAAGAUUUUUCUGAAAGGCCCCCGUUCCCAAAGCAGUAUGACCUGGAACUUCACCAUAAAGACGGCUCAAGCAAGUCACACUGGGAACCACAGCAUGAAAACCAAACUACAGUAAAAGUUGCUAAUAUGAAUAAGGAGACAGAUGGAUGGGAUCUGACUCAAGAUCAUGGUUACAGUUCAAGCAUGUCCCCUGGUCUUGAUUCAUGGAGGCAGCGUAGUUGCAGUGGCUCUCCAAGAGCUGGUUGGUGGAGGUCCCGCAGAUGUAGCGAAUUAUGCAGGAGCAGAAGUAGAAGCAGGAGCAGGAGCAGGAGUCCUUAUGGUUUGAACCGUGGACCUGAGAGAUGGGCAGAUAGAGGUAGAAUUGGAGCAGGAAAAUUGGCUCCACCCUGCAGAGAUUUUGCAGCAGGGCGGUGUAGAAGAGGCAGCCAGUGCAAGUUCCUUCAUGAGGAUGGUGGUCGGAGGCAUUCUGGUAGGAACUAUGAAACAGAUUUGAGGGAAAAUAGAUAUGAAAAGCAAAGAUACUCAGGACAGGACAAGGAGAACUAUGCUGAUUCUUGGGAGCAAAGUGAUUACGCUCGGAAUAAGCUAUCCCCGAGGCAUGGAAGUCAGUAUGAUGAAGGUGACUGUGUGAAACUUGAACUACAUAAAAGUAACAAGUCCACUGAGCGGUGUUAUGACUUUACAAAGGGGAGAUGCCACAGGGGUUCAUCAUGUAGAUAUGUCCAUCAUGAAGUUUCCUCUCAUGGUGGAUGGAGUACGAGAGAUGAAGCCAGAGAAAAGACUUAUGAUAGAAGGGAUUUGAAUGCAUCUCUUGGGGGGAGGAUUGAGUCUCGCAGGGUAAGUGACACUCCCUGCAAGUAUUUUGCUGAAGGCCGUUGCCGUCGUGGUGAAGAUUGCAAGUUCUCGCAUCAAGAUGUGCCCCAUGAACAUUUGGAAGGCAGGCCAGGUGAUAAUAGCAUGAUUUAUAAUCUGGGAAUUGGUGAUGGUUCAUCAAGGAUUAGCUCAAAUUGGAGUGACCAAACCACUGCAAUUAAUGUAACAAAUUCGUCACAGUGGAUCUCUAAUGAUGGUGCAGGAAUUGCUGUUCCUCAGUCUGUCGAUAGAGUAGAUUCUGGACAGAAGCCUCAAUAUUCACAAUCCCAAAAUCCUGAAGGCGGCAACUGCCAAAUAGUAGCACAGGAAGCUUCCCAAAAGGCUUCCACCUCCCAGGAAGAGAAAAUUACUGAAGAAAAUUCUGGGCAGCAUCAAAUUCCAACAGUUUCUGCACAACAGACCGCUGAUAGAGCUUAUAGCAUCAAGGAUGAGAUGUUCUCCUGUGAAAAAAAUGGGACUACGGUUGCUAGCAAUGCUAGGCCCCAAGCUGAGAUGAACUCAGCUAGCAAUCUAUCCACUGUGGUUUCUAUUGCUGGACAGAGCUUCAGCCAGGACGGGCAGAGCCAGUAUAUGGGUCCACAGCCUUUUCAUGCACAAAGUUUCACUCCAAAUGCCCAGUUUCAGCAAAUUGUCCCCCCACUGCCUUUCAGUGGGCAAUUGCAGCAACUUUAUCCAAUGACUUCGAAUGGGCAGAGUCAGUUUAGAGUUCAUUCAGCACUGUUAAAUACUCAGAAUUUUAAUCUCAGCAUGCACAACCAGCCAGUUCAUCUUGGACAAAACAAACAAAACUACAAUCCUGGAGGGCAGACUCAGCAGAAUCUGAAUCUUCCUCCACCUCAAACCGGACAGAGCCAACAGAACUUUCAAGUUCUACAGAGCCUUCCUCCACCUCAGAGCGGACCGAGCCAACAGAACUUCAAUCUCAGUGGGCAGAUUCAAUACACUGUUCCUCCUUUUAGUGGGCAGAACCAACAGAACAAUAGUUUGAAUGGGCAGAAUCACCAGAGUCUACCUCCACCUCAAAAUGGACCGAGUAACCAGAAUGUCCAUCUACUGGCUCCAGAUGGGCAAAGUCAAUAUGCAACACCUCAACCUGCAAAUGCUCUGAGCUUUAACUCGGAAGAGAAGAGUCUUCAAACAAGCUCUGAGAAUACAGGCAGGGAGGGAAUUAAUCAAAAUACUGAUGAGUCAGAGAAAAAAUCGUUGCCACUAUGUUCUGAUACUCCUGUCGCUCACAAAGUAGUAACCAGUGAGCAAGCUGCUCGAAUAACAGACCUUUCAGCAUCUUUAGCACAGUUCUUCCAUAAUUCCGGACUGCCACCAUCGCAACUGUUUCCCCCCAGUUCUGUGAGGCCUCCUGCAAAUCCUGCGGCACCAUUUCUUCAGCCUAGUGAAGGGUCUUGGACACAGUCCCAUGUUCCUACAUCUGAUAUCAUGCAACCUAUUAAGUCCGAGACCGGCAAUCUUCCAUCUGGAUUCUCAUCAAAUUCUACAGAGCAAAAGGAUCCUAAAAUGGUGGAGACACAAACACAUUUGGAGAGUAUGAUUCCAGUAUCUGUUACCGAUGGCACUGAUGGUAAUCCCAGUAAGGGUGUUAAUUUGAAGGAAAAACAACAGCAUGGAAAUCAUAAUCCUAUGCAGGUCGAGCUGAGUGUGGAUACUGCAUCCAAGAAAGUAAAUGAAAUAGAAACUGGUCAAAUUAAGAAAGAACAAGCUGCUCAUUUGGAAGAUUUGGAUGCUGAUAUGCGUACUGAUGGGGAGAGCAAGAGAAGCAAGGAGAUAAAGGGCAUUCGGUUGUUCAAAUGUUCACUUGUGGAGUAUGUUAAGGAUAUAUUAAAGCCGACUUGGAAGGAAGGUCAUUUGAGCAAAGAAGCUCACAAGACCAUUGUGAAGAAAGUAGUUGAUAAAGUUACUGGUGCAAUGCAGGGCCCCAAUAUCCCUCAAACACAGGAGAAAAUCGACCUUUAUCUGUUGCAUUCUAAAACAAAACUCAACAGACUUGUACAGGCAUAUGUAGAAAAAUAUGUGAAGAGCUGAGCCCUUGCUUUUACUCAAGCUAUUUAUCUUGUUCCUUUUGUAUCAAAGUGGUGCUCUAUUUCCUAACGUCCAUUGUGUAAAUUUGGGGCUUAUCUUCUUAGUUAAGGUUUUUUUUUUUCUAGUUUCAUUUUUCUGUUAGAUUUGGGCAGUAAUAUCACCCUCAUGUUGAAAAACAGAAUGUAGCCAACCCACCUGUGUUCAACUAUGCUGCAUGCAGAAAUCACCUAACAGAAAUUCUGGUUGUUAGCUAAUGAUGCCUGUGAAGCAGGCCCUGUUCUUAUGAUUUA